GGAAUCCAAAACGGUUGCGUUUAAGUAACUUUUCAAUCAGUUAAAACGUCACUGUAUUUAUCUUGGAUUAUAUUCUUUCUGGGCAUCCAAAACGGUUGCGUUUAAGUACCUUUUCCAGCAGUGUAAACGUCGCCGUACUUGGCUUGGGUUGAAACGAGAAGAAGAAUGAAGAGCCGCAAAAGAAAGCAGCUUCAAUCCCAAAUCGAUCCCAACAAAACCACCACCGAUAAUGCAGAGCCUUACCCUGAUCAUCCCCUUCCCACUCCUCAAGACUGUCAAGCCGUAAUGGAUUCCCUCUUCUCUCUCCAUGGCUUUCCUCCGGAGUUCGCCAAGUACCGCUGCCAAAGAUUAAAAUCAAUCUCCCCCGAUUUGACGACUAAAAUCUCUCCUCCUCCCAUCAAUGUUGGUUCCCAAGACGCUGUCAAAUCACAAACCUCGGUUGAGCACGAGCACGAGGAGAGUGUUCUUGAUGGGUUAGUGAAAACUGUGCUUUCGCAGAACACUACCGAGGUUAAUUCCCAAAGGGCUUUUGCUUCCCUUCGAGCUGCUUUCCCAACAUGGGAUGAUGUUCUUGCUGCUGAACCAAAAUCCAUUGAGAAUGCAAUAAGAUGUGGAGGCUUGGCCCCAACAAAGGCUUCUUGUAUAAAAAAUAUACUAAGUUGCUUGCUUGAGAAAAAAGGCAAACUAUGCUUGGAGUACCUGCGGGAUUUGUCAGUGGAUGAAAUUAAGGUUGAGCUCUCGCAUUUCAAAGGAAUUGGUCCAAAAACGGUAGCUUGUGUUUUGAUGUUUCAUCUUCAGCAAGAUGAUUUUCCAGUGGAUACACAUGUGUUUGAGAUUGCAAAGGCUAUUGGUUGGGUUCCAGCUACAGCAGACAGGAACAAGACAUACCUGCAUCUCAACAGAAGGAUUCCAAACGAACUUAAAUUUGAUCUGAACUGUCUUUUAUACACCCAUGGGAAGUGCUGUAGUAAAUGUACCAAGAAAGGGACUAACCAGAAGGGAAGAGCAUCCUCUCAUGGUACUUGUGCUAUGUUAAAUUACUGUAAGAACUCUAAUGUUAAUAUUUAAAGGAGAAAAUCAAUAAUUUCAGUAGAAUAGCCUCUUUAGAUCCCUAAUAUGAUUUUCUCCUACCUUUACCCUAGUCAUAUCUAAACUCUUAAUGCAAGACAACUUAGUGUUAUAAAUAGAAGAGUAUUUUUGGUCAGAUAUUGCAGGUGUUUCAUUUGAGAUUGAGUAUUUUUGCUCAUAGAAGUUCACAUGGUGGCAAAGAAACUGAAAAUAUUUGGCUUUGAAUUCUUACACCGAGGAUGAGGAAUGUCUAAAGAUAUCUGAUGAAGCAAACAGAGAAGGGAAAUCUUUAUAUGAAGUUAGGGCUUGCUUUAUUUGUCAAAAUCUAUAUAUUAAGUUAGGGCUUGCUCCACAAUCAGGCAUUUCUGAUGCUCCUCUAGAAAUGAAUGUAAUAGGAUUAGAGAAAUGUAAGGAAUGAUUGUUCCCUCUACAGCUUUAAUUGAAGAAUUCUUUUGAA
Molecule: messenger RNA, 1525 nt
Organism: Carica papaya (papaya)
Lineage: Eukaryota; Viridiplantae; Streptophyta; Magnoliopsida; Brassicales; Caricaceae
Product: DNA glycosylase superfamily protein
Biological process (GO): base-excision repair
Molecular function (GO): catalytic activity
Source: RefSeq, a predicted model, not a curated record